UGGGCAAGAGGGGGAGCCGGCCGGUGCAGGUGUGGGCGAGUGGCAGACACAAGCUGCCAGGGACCCCUGAGCUGGACGUUCCUGAAGCCGACUGUCCCCAAUAGGACCAGCAGGGAAGCGUGCUGUGGGACAGUUUCCCGGGAGAGGCCUCCUGCCUCCCUCUCCUGGCGCCAGGCACCGGGAGGGCGGUGCACCCGGGAUGGCGCCAGGACGGCGGGGCAGAGGGAAGGCCCUUUCAAGCCCGCAGGAGCCAGGCACCCCUGCGUGUGCGGACGGGGCCUGCACCUUCCUACAGAGGCUGCUCCCGCGCUCAGCCUCCCUCCCUUUACAACCAAAGUUGAGAAGAAAGCUCGGCCAGCCGUGGCCUUUUUCUAGACAGCGCGGUUGGUCUGGGGACCGGGUGGGCUGCAGCCUGCUUCGGGCAGUGGGGGCGGGCAGUGGCUGCCCCUCAGCUGCAGCUCGGGCCUGCUGGCCGUGGCCACUCACUGGGGCCUGGUGCAGCGGGCCCAGGGUGGCCGCCGGCAAGGUGCUGGGGUGCUUGGCAGUGGUCUCACGUGGUGGUCAGGUCUGGGCAGUGCCGGGUCUGUGCUGGUCCCACUGUCCAGACCGGGGACUGCUGGGACCAGGCGGUACCUGCACUGCCUUGGCCCCCCAAGUUGGCGCUGUGCCAAGUAGGCAUCAGAGGGUCGGCCUGGGUGUGGGAUGGACCCCUGUCCUCUGUGGACAGCAGGGCCCCAAGACCCAAAAACUUAUUGAGAGCCCAUCUGGGGCCCCGCUAGGCCUGUGCUGGGGGUCACGGGCUGCAGGGCACCGCCUCAGACCAGGCCUCCUAAUGGGUCUGUGUCCCCCUCUGCUCAGCGGCCCUCAGGGCCACUUCGGGACCACAGUCUGUGUGGACUUGCCCACGCCCGGUGGUGCCGCCAUGGCGUCCGCUGGAGCAAGCGACGCGAUGCUGGCACGAGGGCUGAAGAGGAAGUACCGGGACCGCGAGGGCGAGGCGGGAGGCGCCCUGGCCUAUGGCCUGCAACGGCAGUCGCUCCUGGACAUGUCUCUGGUCAAGCUUCAGCUGUGCCACAUGCUGGCGGAGCCGAGUCUGUGCCGCUCCGUUCUCAUCGCCAACACGGUCCGGCAGAUUCGGGAGGAGAUGGCCCGCGACGGCAUGGGGUGGCCGGGGGCUCCCCCCAGCACCGGUCGAGCGCUCCCCGACCGCCUGUUGUCCACAGACCUCCUGUGUCGCCCGGGGCGGGAAGGACCCGGCCACGAGCAGGACCUGGCUCCGAGGGACCUGCCCAGCAGCCUCCAGGAGGUGGACAGCCCUCGAGAAAGCAGAGGAAGCUUCCAGAAGUCGCUGGACCAGAUAUUGGAAACCCUGGGGAGUAAAAGCCCCAGCUCAGUGGGGGAGCUGUUCUCAGACGUGGACGCUGCCUACUAUGGCCUGGACGCCGUGCUGACGGGGGUGGCCGGCGGCACCGCGGGGCUCGGUGAAGGGCUGGAGGCCUUCGCCGCUGUCACCCCCUCGCCUCCCGGCUGCGGCUGCCAGCCGGACCUGGGGGAGCUGGAGCACGUGGCUGGCGUCCUGGUGGGGGCCUGAGCCUCCAGCUCCCGCCGGGCGCCCCACUGGCUUGGCACCCGCGUGUCCCGCGUCGUGUCCCCGGGUCCACGUCGGACGCUGGUGUGCUGGGGCCCUGCUAUGUCUCAGCGAUAUUUUUUAAAUGUUUUGUACUCGGGUCUCUAGAGUCUGAGCUGUCCUCGCGGACGGUCUGCGCCACGGUGGCUGCCAGCGCCCGCUCGGCCUGUGGCUCUUCUGGCUCCAGGUCUGGCGUGGUCUCCGAGGGCCACUGUGCGCUGGGGGGCCUCCCCCGGGCACCCACGACGUCACCCGCUUUGCACGACGUCACCCGCUUUGUUAAACUGUCCCUGAAGGGCGGGGCGUGUGGUCCUCGUCUCCGUCACAGCCCCCACACUGCCCUCCGAGGGGACCUCUCCCGUGGACGUGGCUCACGCACCCCAGGCCGCCUCCAUGGGAGCCGGGGUGCACAGG
Messenger RNA from Talpa occidentalis (Iberian mole), 2041 nucleotides. RefSeq names its product cell division cycle associated 4 (gene CDCA4). The transcript has 2 exons. The record is from RefSeq and is a predicted model, not a curated record. Lineage: Eukaryota; Metazoa; Chordata; Mammalia; Eulipotyphla; Talpidae. Gene Ontology annotation, cellular component: nucleus. Gene Ontology annotation, molecular function: transcription regulator activity. Bases 200 to 1591 code for a protein of 463 amino acids.